Ornithorhynchus anatinus (platypus) is the source of this 1819-nucleotide messenger RNA. Its product is annotated as keratin, type II microfibrillar, component 7C-like. Bases 1 to 1491 code for a protein of 496 amino acids. Gene Ontology annotation, biological process: keratinization; intermediate filament organization. The record is from RefSeq and is a predicted model, not a curated record. Lineage: Eukaryota; Metazoa; Chordata; Mammalia; Monotremata; Ornithorhynchidae. Gene Ontology annotation, cellular component: keratin filament. The transcript has 9 exons. Gene Ontology annotation, molecular function: structural constituent of skin epidermis.
AUGUCGUGUGGAUCUUACUGUGCCGGUUCCGGCCUAGGCCUGAGAGCCUUCAGCUGCGUCUCGGCCUGCGGCCCCCGACCGGGCCGCUGCUGCAUCAGCGCCGCUCCCUACCGCGGGGUCUCCUGCUACCGGGGCCUCACCGGCUUCGGCAGCCGCAGCCUGGGCGGCUUCUGCGGGGGCUACCGCGCCGGCUGCGGCCGCAGCUUCGGCUACCGCUCGGGCGGCGUGUGCGGGCCCAGCCCGCCCUGCAUCACCAGCGUGUCGGUCAACGAGAGCCUGCUGACCCCGCUCAACCUGGAGAUCGACCCCAACGCCCAGGGCGUGAAGCAAGAGGAGAAGGAGCAGAUCAAGUGCCUCAACAGCAAGUUCGCCGCCUUCAUCGACAAGGUGCGGUUCCUGGAGCAGCAGAACAAGCUGCUGGAGACCAAGUGGCAGUUCUACCAGAACCGGAAAUGCUGCGAGAGCAACCUGGAGCCGCUGUUCGACGGCUACAUCGAGACGCUGAAGCGCGAGCUGGAGUGCGUGGAGGCCGACCGCGGCCGGCUCGAGUCCGAGCUCUACCACGUGCAGGAGGUGCUGGAGGGCUUCAAGAAGAAGUAUGAAGAGGAAGUCACCCUGAGGGCCACGGCCGAGAACGAGUUUGUGGCACUCAAGAAGGACGUGGACUGCGCCUACCUGCGCAAAUCUGACCUCGAGGCCAACGCGGAGAGCCUCACGGAGGAGAUCAACUUCCUGCGGGCGUUGUACGAGGAGGAGAUCCGCGUGCUCCAGGCCCACAUCUCGGACACGUCGGUCAUCGUCAAGAUGGACAACAGCCGGGAGCUGAACAUGGACUGCGUCAUCGCCGAGAUCAAGGCUCAGUACGACGACAUCGCCAGCCGCAGCCGGGCCGAGGCCGAGUCCUGGUAUCGCAGCAAGUGCGAGGAAAUGAAGGCCACGGUGAUCCGGCACGGGGAGAGCCUCCGCCGCACCAAGGAGGAGAUCAACGAGCUCAACCGCAUGAUCCAGAGGCUGACAGCCGAGGUGGAGAACGCCAAGUGCCAGAAUUCCAAGCUGGAGGCAGCCGUGACCGAGUCAGAGCAGCAGGGCGAGGCGGCCGUCAACGACGCCAAGUGCAAGCUGGCCGGGCUGGAGGAAGCCCUGCUCAAGGCCAAGCAGGACAUGGCCUGCCUGGUGAAGGAGUACCAGGAGGUCAUGAACUCCAAGCUGGGGCUGGACAUCGAGAUCGCUACCUACAGGCGGCUGCUGGAGGGCGAGGAGUGCAGGCUGUGUGAGGGCGUCGGGGCCGUGAAUGUCUGCGUCAGCAGCUCCCGCGGUGGCGUCGUCUGUGGAGAUCUCUGCGCCUCCGGUGCCCGUGCGGUAACCGGCGGCGUCUGCAGCGCCGGGUGCGGGGGCAAUGUUGUCGUGGGAACCGGAGGCGGCUGUGUCCCCUGUGGGGGUGUCAGCGCCUGUAGCGCCCGCUCCUGUACCACCAGCUGCAACCGGUGCUAGAGGAUGGCAUCGGGCCCCGUCCGGUCUUCCCGACAUCUCUGCCUCGCCCUGGUUCCUUCCUGCCCCUUUAUUCGUGUCGACAAUAUUAGUUGCUCCCGUGGGUUCCCCUUCUCUGUCCCCCCCCCCUCCCCCGGUGCCACUGGACUGGGACCGUGGCAGCUGACCCGUCGUCACAGUGACCGGCGGGCCGCCAAUGGGUCCAGACCCGGUCCGGACCCCCGUGGGUGAGGCGGUGCCUUCUCUGAGCUGCCCGUGGUAGCCGGUGGUCCGGCGUGUCCACCCUCCCGCCCUUCCUGUGUGUCGGUCUUUAAUCCAAUAAACUGAAGUA